CCCACUCCAGCAAGACCAGAGACACCGCCGAGCCCGCCCUGCUCUAUCCCCUUCCACCGUGACCCAGACUUCGUUGACCGCGGGACGCUACUCGAUCAGAUACGCGAGAAAUGCUCUGCGCCAGCAUCGCGAAUAGCUCUAGUGGGUCUGGGUGGUGUGGGGCAAUCGCAGCUUGCCAUCGAACACUGUCAUCGCACCGCCGAACGAUCGCCAGAGCAGUGGGUGUUCUGGGUGCACGCUAGUAAUAUAGCCCGCCUUGAGCAGGGCUACCGAGACAUCGCGGACAAAGUCAAGCUGGCUGGCCGCGAAGACCCACAAGCAGAUGUGUUCAAGCUCGUUCACAACUGGCUUCAGAACGAGAAGAACGGAAAGUGGCUACUUGUCCUCGACAACGCUGAUGAUGGUGCUACUCUCUCUCUACCAGUGAACAAUAGCCAGGAGACACGGACAGGCGGCAGAAAUAGCGCUUACCCACGUUCCCUCUCAUCGUAUUUACCC
Lindgomyces ingoldianus is the source of this 498-nucleotide messenger RNA. RefSeq lists its product as uncharacterized. The annotation marks the transcript as partial. NCBI's taxonomy places the organism in Eukaryota, Fungi, Ascomycota, Dothideomycetes, Pleosporales, Lindgomycetaceae. The record is from RefSeq and is a predicted model, not a curated record. The transcript is spliced from 2 exons.